GUUGGCCUUCGGCAGCUGGAUAUGUCAUUACUGUGUCAGCUGUACUCCCUGUAUGAAUCGAUUCAAGAAUACAAAGGUGCCUGCCAAGCUGACUCUAACGCAGACUGCACGUACGCUCUGGAAAAUGGUUUUUUUGAUGAAGAGGAGGAAUACUUCUAGAAGCAGGAAGAUUCACCUCCAGGCUGA
Molecule: messenger RNA, 186 nt
Organism: Phaethon lepturus (White-tailed tropicbird)
Lineage: Eukaryota; Metazoa; Chordata; Aves; Phaethontiformes; Phaethontidae
Gene: FAM89A
Product: family with sequence similarity 89, member A
Exons: 1
Source: RefSeq, a predicted model, not a curated record